AUGAAUUUACGGUGGAUUGUAAUAUCGUCAAUAGCGAUGCUGAUUACAGUGAUUGCAGUGACGUGCAGUGUCCAUGGCCCUGAUGAAAAGCGAGACUGCUGCGACAACUCUACAGAAACUUUGGCCCGACGGAAGCGGAAUCUCAUUUUCCACCCGAUUUCGAGAGGAUUCUUUCGUGUAAAUAUCAAGGAUGGCGUCGCGGACAACACCAGCAUUUGGGCGCAGGGUAUCGGCUUCCGUAUGAACAUCGAGUUCUUUAAUCCUCCCGGGCUCAAGAUAACCCGUCGCGAUGUGCAUCAAUCAGUGGAGAAUAUGAUUAUGGCUCACGGAUUCGACGGACGCGCCUGCAUUCUGCGAACGUUCUGCGAGAUAUCGAAGGUGAUGACACCGAAGAGUGGGAUCCUGUUCAAACUGUUCAAGAUGAUCUUCCGAUCCAAAGCGCUCGGCUCUGAUGACAGUUCCAUCGGUUCUUCAAACAGUUUGCCACAGGGCGAUGAAGAGUACUUCCCGUACCUGACGGCCAACGAUUGCGAAGAGCUGGAGCGCCACUGUCCCAUUUCGCAGUUGGACAUGGACCGGCUAGAGGACACGGCACCGGAUGAGGCCGACGAAGCGACUCGUGCAAAUCGGGAUUAG
Anopheles coustani is the source of this 636-nucleotide messenger RNA. RefSeq lists its product as uncharacterized. The coding region runs from base 1 to 636 and encodes 211 amino acids. NCBI's taxonomy places the organism in Eukaryota, Metazoa, Arthropoda, Insecta, Diptera, Culicidae. The transcript is spliced from 4 exons. The record is from RefSeq and is a predicted model, not a curated record.